Molecule: messenger RNA, 2204 nt
Organism: Pantherophis guttatus
Lineage: Eukaryota; Metazoa; Chordata; Lepidosauria; Squamata; Colubridae
Source: RefSeq, a predicted model, not a curated record
AUGACAUAUGGAGAGAUCAGUUCAGAUGGUUAUUUAUCUGCACCCCCAGUACUACUUCUCUUGGUACUAUUCCUGGGUGUGCCCAGAUCAGAAAAUCAUGUUACCAAUGUGGAAGACUGUUUCAAGGAGCCUGAAUAUGAAAACUGGCUGGCUACUGCCAGGGAUGGUCUAAGAAAGACCUUGAAACCUAAGACCAUUGUGAUUGUUGGAGCAGGAAUUAGUGGAUUGACUGCCGCCAAAUUACUCAGAGAAGCUGGACAUCAGGUUGUAAUCUUGGAAGCCAGUAACCGUGUGGGAGGACGCAUAAAGACUCACCGAGAAGACGACUGGUAUGUGGAUGUGGGACCGAUGCGAUUGCCCAAAACUCACAGAAUUGUACGUGAAUACCUUAAAAAGUUCAAACUUCGUCUAAAUCCAUUCAAUCAGACUGAUCAGAAUGGCUGGUAUUUAAUUCAAAAUGUCAGGGAAAAAAUGACACCCCACAAUCCUGAAAACUUUGGAUACCAACUUAACCCCAAUGAGGAGGGAAAGUCUGCAAGCCAGCUGUUUGAUGAGACUCUGAACAAGGUCACAGACAACUGUACUCUUCUGAAGGAAAAAUAUGAUUCAUUUUCCACAAAGGAAUAUCUCAUUAAGGAAGGAAAUUUGAGCAAAGGAGCUGUUGAGAUGAUUGGUGAUUUCCUGAAUGAAGAAUCUGGAUUUCAUAACUCAUUCCUUAUUUCUGUUAUGGAUCAUUUCAUUUUUUCGAAUAGCAGUUUUGAUGAAAUUACUGGUGGAUUUGAUCAACUUCCUCAAAGUUUCUUCCGGGAAAUGGUUAAAAUUGUACAUUUCAGUUGCACUGUGGAGAAGAUAGUUCGUGCCAAAAACAAAGUGAGAGUCUUCUACAAAUGGUUGUCCAGGUCUACAUCUCUGGUUGCUGACUAUGUCCUCAUCACAGCUACAGCAAGAGCCGCACGACUCAUCAAGUUUGUGCCACCUCUUUCCAUUCCCAAAACCCGGGCAUUACGGUCUUUGACUUAUGCAAGUGCUACUAAAAUUGCCUUGGUUUGCACUGAGAAGUUUUGGGAGAAGGAGGGGAUCCACGGAGGGAGAUCAAUCACAGAUCUCCCAUCACGAACAAUUUACUAUCCAAAUCAUAACUUCCCCCACGGAAUAGGCGUCCUUCUGGCAUCCUAUACUUGGUAUUCUGACUCUGAAUUCUAUACGACACUCAGUGAUGAAAAGUGUGUUGAUGUGGUGAUGGAUGAUCUUGUGGAAAUCCAUCAAGUAUCUAAAAUUUAUCUCAAAUCGGUCUGUGGCAAAUAUGUGGUACAAAAAUGGACCCUUGACCAAUACUCUAUGGGAGCAUUCAGCACAUACACCCCAUACCAGAUUACCCAUUAUUCUCAGAUACUGGCCCAGAAUGAAGGGAGGAUCCACUUUGCUGGUGAAUACACAGCUCAUCCACAUGGUUGGAUUGAAACUUCCAUGAAAUCUGCCAUAAGGGCAGCAAUUAAUAUCCACAAUGCAUAAAAGAAUAAUUUAUUGUGGAAGAAUUUACUUGUUUAUUGAAGAAUAAUUUACUUACAGAAGAAUCAUUUGGCUAUGACUCCAGAUACAAGUUUGGGAGCAGCUCAUGGUGUUGUUAGCUCACAAUGACAAACUAUCAAAAGCUGCAUGCCAACCAGACAAUGCAAAUAAAAACAACCAGUUAUCAGAGAAACUUGGGAAAGUAUGUCAGGAGUUGGGAGCAUGACUCGGAAGAGUUAUGAUCAUCACCUGCAGAAAUUCAAUUGCAACUUUCCCACUAAAAAAUGUUCCAGCAAAACAUGCAUUAGUAUUGCACAAGGACCUUAUUUUUUGUUUAAUCUGCAAUUCCAUAUUAAAUAGCAAUAGCACUUAGACUUAUAUACCGCUUUAUAGUGCUAUACAGCCCUCUCUAAGCAGUUGAUAAAGUCAGCAUAUUGCCCCCCAAAAUCUGGCUCCUCAUUUUACCCACCUCAGAAGGAUGGAAGCCUGAGUCAAUCUUGAGCUUGGUGAGAUUCGAACUGCCAAAUUGCAGGCAGCUGGCAGUCAGCAGAAGUAGCCAAUAGUACUUCAUUCUAACCACUGCAAAGUCCAGAUGGACUUUUUAUCAAUGAUCCACAUAUUCUUGGGUUAUAAUUAAAAUGUUUUUGUUGUUGUUUCUAACCCAUAAUGCUUUCUAAUUUCUAAAUGAAAUAUUU